Molecule: messenger RNA, 6315 nt
Organism: Triplophysa dalaica
Lineage: Eukaryota; Metazoa; Chordata; Actinopteri; Cypriniformes; Nemacheilidae
Gene: phlpp1
Product: PH domain and leucine rich repeat protein phosphatase 1
Exons: 17
Coding region: 134-4927 (1597 amino acids)
Molecular function (GO): protein binding
Source: RefSeq, a predicted model, not a curated record
GUUCUCGGACUCCAUGAUCUGAUCGGAAUCCAAGCGGCGCGGAGCGAUCAUCCCUGCGCGUUCAUGACGCCCUUUCGCGCGUCGUGCGGCGCUCGCAUCCCCGAUCAGAUGGACUAGGAGUGAUCCAGUGAGGAUGGAGAGCGUUAAAGUAAAGAAGAUCGGCGCUCUGAGUGUGGCCCCGAGAUCCACAGCAGACGAUGAAGAAGAUGACGAAGGCCAGAGAGCGUCGAACCCCAGACAGACGAGCUCAGACGAGUCUCGGACGAGAACCCAGAGUCCUGCCGAGCUUAACAUCAUCAAUAAAGCCUGCAAGAGCGGUUCCGCUUUACUGCUGAGGAAGAAGAGGGUAAAGAGGCACGUGUCCAGCAUCGGCUCCACUCACAGCCGCAGUCUGGACCGACAGACGUUGCUCAGACACCGGGCCAGCCCGCAGCUUCAGCUGUCCGACCGCCAGUGGGUCCGACAGGACCUGCGCAGGGGCUCCGUUCACGUCCACGACCGGCUGCUGGCGUGGUCGCAUGCGCCGCGGCCGGUGCUGUGCACGGUGGAGAGCACCGCGGCGGAGAUAGCGCAGCGCUUGCAUCAGAUGAACGGCAAGACGGGGUCGGUCCUGCGGCUGAAUGCGAGAACGUAUCCAUCCACCGACCUGAAUGGCAACUGCGAUGGAGAAUGUCCGCUCGUACACCUCCACGCGGGGGCCGAAAGCUUGUCCGACCAGCCGAACGACCGCUUGCGACUCCUGCUCUUGGAGAAGGACCACCGGUACCACCAGGAGUUUGACAUCUACGCGCAUUCGGAGGGUAAUGGAGACCGAGGGUCCCCGCAGGACGAAGACUCCGUCAAGAGGUUUGCGGGGUCAGACGCGGAGACCAGCAGCGCUUGUGAUGACCUGAGCUCCGGGGCCCGCUUCGGCCAGCACCGGGACUCGCUAAGCGACGACAUGAUUUUGGGCACGGACGCGUCGGCGCUGAGUCCUGCGUUUGACAGCAGCGCCGCGGAGGGCCUGGACACGUACGGCAGCUCUUCGGACGAGUUGGACCUGGACUGUCCGUCGGAAUCCAACGCGUUCGAUACCGGCGUGACCGAUGAUUCCGAGACGCGCGCGAGAUUCAAAACACCGAACGCUGAUGGUCUCGAAACUGGAGAACAGGACUCGCCGUCGGAUUCGGACUCCGGUCCGGCCCUUUACGUCCAGCUGCACGGCGAGGCCGCCCGCCGCCUGAGGCCCGACGAGAGGCCCCUGCAGAUUCAAAAUGACUUUCUCUUUAAACUGGGAUUUAAAGACCCGUGGCGGGUCCAGGAGGAGGGCAUGAACACCGAGCUGGGCUCUCUCAUACGCUUCUUUGCAGGGAAACCUCACAGCAUCGAGAGCUCUGAGCGCGUCCAGCUCUCUGGGAUCUAUAACGUACGGAAAGGAAAACUGCAGCUGCCCGUGAACCGCUGGAGUCGGCGACAGGUCAUUUUAUGUGGAACUUGUUUGAUUGUUUCUUCGAUAAAAGCCAGCCAUACGGGAAAGAUGCACAUCUUACCACUGAUUGGAGGAAAGGUCGAAGAGGUAAAGAAACACAGCCACUGUUUGGCCUUCAGCUCGGCAGGACCUCAGAGUCAGAUCUAUUACAUCAGCUUUGACAACUUUACAGAACAUCUGCGAUGGCAUCGGCAAGCUGCGAAGAUGGUGUCGCAACGGAUAAGUUCAGUGGAUCUGUCUUGCUGUAGUCUGGAGAAACUGCCGCCAAACCUUUUGUACAGUCAAGAUCUGACACAUCUCAACCUAAAACACAACUUCCUUCCUGCUGACCAAACACUACUGCAGCUCCAGAGGUUUUCACGCUUAAGGAGUCUCAAUCUCUCGAAUAACCAGUUGGGAAGUUUCCCUCUGCACAUCUGCUCCAUCAGCACGCUGACGGAGGUCAAUCUCAGCUGUAACCACCUGACCUCCAUCCAUCCCGAUGUGGGCAACAUGACCAAUCUACAGACGUUUGUAUUGGACGGGAAUCUGCUGUCGAGUCUUCCGGCUGAGCUGGGCUCUCUGCAGAGACUGGCAUAUCUGGGUCUGUCCUUUAAUGAGUUCACACAGGUGCCAUCGGUACUGGAGCGCCUUCCUGCGGUCGAGAGACUCUGUAUGGCAGGAAAUAAACUGACGGUGCUGACGCUACAGACGUUCCGCCUGCUGACACUAAAACACGUCGAUCUCCGUCUGAAUCACAUCUCCAGCGUGAUUCCCGACGAGCCAGAGUUUCUGCGUCACGUGACACAGUUGGACGUGCGCGAUAACCGUCUGAGUGAGCUGGAUGCGUCCCUCUUCCCUCGUCUGGAGGUUCUGCACUGUCAGAGGAAUCGCAUUGCACAUUUGCGUCUGCGCGGCUGCAUGCUCAAAGCGCUCUACGCCUCCAACAACGAGCUGGAAGUGUUAGACGUAAGUCCUAUGGCUUCCAACCUCACGUACAUGGACAUCUCCAGGAACUGCAUGAAGUCUCUUCCUGAUUGGUUGAGUGAAAGCAAGAAGCUCGAAGUUCUAGACGUCAGCCACAACCACAUCACUGAACUUCCAUCAUGGUUGUUUUGCAGUGGCAGUUUGAGGAAGAUCUUGGCGGGUCAUAAUCAAUUGAAGCGUUUGCCGGAGAGAAUGGAGCGCCCUCUGGUGGAGGUGCUGGACGUGCAGCACAAUCAACUGAUGGAGCUGCCCUGUAAUCUCUUUCUCAAAUCAGAGAGUUUAAGGUGCCUGAAUGCAUCGGCCAAUGAGCUGGAGAAUCUCCCUCCCUCCAGCCUGUCGGAGGAGAGCAACAGUAUCUUACAAGAGCUGUAUCUGACCAAUAACCACCUGACGGACAAGUGUGUGCCUCAACUGACCGGUCACACGCACCUGAGGAUACUGCAUAUGGCCUACAAUCACCUACAGACCUUUCCGGCCAGUAAAAUGGCCAAGCUGGAGGAGCUGGAGGAGGUGGACCUGAGCGGGAACAGACUGAAGGCCGUACCCACCACCAUCCUGAACUGCAGACGCAUGCACACGCUGGGGGCUCACUCCAACUGCAUCGAGGUCUUUCCUGAGGUCAUGCAGCUGAUGGAGAUGAAGUGUGUGGAUCUGAGCUGCAAUGAGUUGAGUGAGAUUACUUUGCCUGAAAAUCUGCCUCCUAAACUUCAAGAGCUGGACCUAACGGGCAACCCGCGGCUGAAUCUGGAUCACAAGAGCCUUGAACAACUUAACAACAUCCGCUGUUUCCGAAUCGACCCGCCUUCAUCAACAUUCUCAGCCAAUGAGACGGCAGGAGGACCAGCGGUCUGGAGUCAUGGCUACACUGAAGCGUCAGGCGUCAAAAACAAACUGUGUGUGGCAGCAUUGUCUGUCAAUAGUUUCUGUGGGAGCAGAGAAGCUCUGUACGGCGUGUUUGAUGGUGACAGAAAUGUGGAGGUGCCGUAUUUACUCCAGUGCACGAUGAACGACAUACUGGCCGAGGAACUACACAGAACCAAGAGUGAAGAAGACUAUAUGACAAACACCUUCCUGGUCAUGCAGAGGAAGUUAGGCACUGCAGGGCAGAAACUGGGUGGUUCAGCAGCUCUCUGCCACAUCCGUCAUGACCCUACAGACCCUACGGGAUGCUUCACUCUCACCGCUGCUAAUGUGGGCAAGUGUCAAGCGGUCCUGUGCCGUGAUGGCAAGGCACUUCCACUGUCACUGCUACACAACAUCAGUAUCAAAGAGGAAUACAACCGCGUGCGCCAGCAUAAAGCCAUCAUUACAGAGGACAACAAAGUGAAUGGCGUAACAGACUCCACACGCAUCAUGGGCUAUUCGUUCCUCUUCCCAGCUGUACUGCCUCUGCCGUAUGUCAACACGCUUCCAUUAACGCCCAGAGAUGAGUUCUUCAUCCUUGGCAGCAGAGGUCUGUUCGAGGUCAUGGACCCCAGCGAGGCCGUGGAGGCCGUACGCAAAGUCCCGGAUGCCCUGGCAGCCGCCAAGAAGUUGUGCACGUUAGCACAAGCGUACGGUUGCACGGACAGCCUCAGCGCUGUGGUGGUUCAGCUCAGCGUUGCUGAAGAUUGCUGCUGCUGCUGUUGCUGCUCCGCGUCCUCCGAGCCGUCUUCUGGAAGCAUCCAUCCGCCGCAACAACCCCCUCCCAGCCCCGGUCCAGGCCUGUACCCGCCCUCCUCGGUCAGCGUGCCUCCUUCCUCGUGCAGCGAGAUCAGUUCCGAGGUCAGCGCCUCUGAGAUGAGCUCCGAAGUGGGAUCCACCGCAUCCUCGGACGAGCCCCCAAUUCUGCUCCAGGAGGCUCACCCUUAUCCGCAAACGCACCUGCCACAGAACCCGCGCUUACCCUGCUGCGCGCUUCACCUUGCCCCAAACAUAAACGCCGCCUUCCAGAGGCAGCUCUCCAGCGCCACGUUUUCAAGCGCACUCUCCGACAAUGGUCUGGACAGCGAGGAUGAGGAACCCAUUGCUGGCGUUUUCUCCAACGGCAGUCGAGUGGAGGUAGAAGCAGAUGUUCACUGUCUGGGCCACCUGCUGCCUUUUCCACCGGCUCCUCCCAGCACCCCAGAAGCCCCAGAAGCCCCAGAGAAAGAUUCAGAGCCUGUAACCGAGGUGGCAGAGAACGACAAGGAAGGCACUUUGAAGCAAGGAGACAAAAGCGUAAACCUUGAUGGAACUGAGACGUGGACCAAGACCUUAGGGAAGCGGAGAGGAAAUGGCUCUGUUGCACCGCAGGAAAGGAGCCACAACCUGAUUGAGGUGGCAGCCGAGGCUCCUUCAAAGAAAGUCGGGGGAUAUUUUACAGCCCCCGCUCAACCAGACCCUGACGACCAGUUCAUCAUUCCUCCAGAGCUGGAAGAGGAGGUCAAGGAAAUCAUGAAGCAACAUCAGCAGGACCAAGAGAGUGCGGCCAAAAGCGAGCGACCUGCGGAAUACUAUGACACACCGCUUUGAGACCACGCUCACUGAAUGUCUUCCAGGCAUUGAAAUGACCACUUAAAAUGAAACGGCCCCCCCGAAAGUUCUGACAUUAUGUAAUCGCAUCUGAACCUGCAUGGUUUUAUUUCUCCUGUGGAACACAAAAGCUCUCGUAAAUACAACAGUUUACAGUAACCACACCUGUCAAUCUCCAAAAAGAUAGAAAACACCAAAAAUAGUAUCCGAAUCUUUUAACUCGAUAGCUUUGUACGAGAAGCAAACUGAAUUUCAUCGAUUGCACCUCUCCCGCAAAUGGUAUGCGAAUCCAGUUGAACACAUCUACAGCUAUAGUGCGCGAAUCUUUGUUUAGGGUCAUGGUGUGGUGUUUUCGUCCAGUUUGCAGCUUGACUGAUGUGGUUGCUUUGAACAGUUAAAAUGGUUUCUUCUGCAUAUUACAGAAAGAUAAUAACCAUCGGGUUCGGAAAGUAUUUCACGAGAUAACACUCAACACCGGGCAGUAUUUGCUGUUUGCUGAGGUUGUUUAGAAAGAGAAAUAUUCAGCUGUCAUCAUAACAUGUCAGACACGUGACCCCUCUGAACAGUCAUGAGACCAGGUCAAGCGGACUGAAGCGAUCCCUUUAAGAGACCACACGGAGUGACCUGUGCUCUAGCGUGCUUCACCCGUGUUUUAAGAGCCGUUCACUACUGAUUACUGACUGUUUAUCUUUUAUUUACUUUAAACAGAUACCUGUGUAAUUCAACACGACACUAGUAUUGCAAUGUUAAUUGUCGUUACCAACGACAAAACGUUUUUUAGUUACCAUAUCUUUUGAUGUGAGAAAAGCAACAACAGAUUUGAAACUGAUUUACAAAAAGAAAAUUGCGUUGACGUAAAUUGUGUUGUAUGGUACACACUAGUAAUACCGCGCUUAGCUGUUGUAGAUAGAGCACUUAAAGUAAUACUGUAUCUCUUCAGUAAAUCAAGGCUUCAGGCCUAUAUAAAACUAGAAAUUUAGUGGAAAUUUGAACGACUAACUCCUAGGAGUUGCUUACUCUUUUAUAGUGACUUGGUCACUUUUUACUAAUCUUCUCUGCGAGAAAUGAUUUCUUUUUUCUUUUUUUUUCUCUCUCUUUCCAAUGAUUGUAAAUAAGAAAACUAUUGUAUACCAAUGCUUUUUAAGGGAACUGUGUGUCUACAACAAGAUGACCCUUUAUGCACACAUGCCAAUGUGUCAGAAAUGAACAGUGCUCACUGUCUCACACACAAACACACAUACAGACACACCGCUCAUAUGCCUCCUCACACCAGCAUGACUGUGUCAAGUCCUGUAAUGCAAACCAGUUUAUCUGUAAGAAAUUCUACUCCAAUCACACAAAAAGUUCCUGGUUUUGUUAUAAUAAAUUUUAAAUUUAUGACUAUAAAA